AUUCAUCAGAUACUUGCAACAUAAAAAAUAUACUCUUAUUUACGGCGUUGGUCAACUGCAUUACAAGCACGCUUUCAGUGAAACUGCGUUCGGUUUGCCUAUCAGCAAAGUCCCCGGCGCAACUAGUUUAUUGACUCACAACACGAUUAGCAGGAUGCCUGCGCCGCGAUGGAAGCGUUUGUGACACGAGGCGUGUAUGUCUCGGGCUACUCAUAGUAGCUCUUCAGCCUGCCCUGCGGGUCGGCUUCGCCUUUCCAGAGCGCGGAUGGUGCGCGCAUCCGUCGCCCGCAAUCGGCCCUUGCAAACGGGGUCGCUAGCGUGGCUGGUGCUCUUGACUUUCUCGCUAGCAUGGGUCACUAUUCCAGUUUCAGACGCCCUCCAGUUCCCGGUCAACGUGUCCGUCACCUCCUCCGCCGCGACCGACGCGCCCAGCGCCAUUGCCUAUAUUGGCGCGCUGCUUGACGUCCUCUGGAACGUGCCAUGGCAGCCCAACUGCAUUAACGACACGCGCCGCAGCUACGAUGCGCCCUGGCCCAGCCGAUGUGCCCUACCAGCCGUACAGUACGGUUACUACGAUGAGACGUACAUCGACGCGACGGUGUACAGCGGCAACUCGCUGCGGCCAUUCUACAGCACCUGCCGCUACCCGGCGAGCUCCGACCCCUACGCGUUCCUGGAGCCCUACUCGAUGCCAUGGGUUGACGACUUCGGCAUCUACCAGCCGGUCCUGGAUGGAUUUGACAUGUGGUGGGGUUUCACCGUGAACACAGUCGAUAGCAAUUUGAAGUGGAUAGACCCGGCCUGGACAGCGCAGGGCGCGUGGCUGGGUGGUCAAGACUUUCGCGACGCGGUCUGGAACUUCGGCACGCAUUAUUGCAGCUGGCCAUUCGUUGAAUGCAGCAGCUGCGAGAACUACGACAUCGCGGACCCAUAUGAUCCGGAUAAGAUAGCAAAUGGCAUCGUGCCGGCGGUCAUCACGGCCCUGGAUUUCCGCAAUGCCUCGCUGUACAUCUAUUACCUUGACUUUGGCAUGUUCCCGGCCGGCUCUCUCGACAACGUCUGGUACCUGAACCUCGCAUACAACUUCAUCGGCGGCCCGCUGCCAGCCAACCUGCCCACCCUCUUGCCCAGCCUGCAGCACCUGGCCCUCGACCACUGCCGCGCUACGCCCGACGUGCGCGGUACGGCAUCGCUGCAGUACGGCUGGCAGCAGUACCCCUCCACCGGGCAGCCGUACGAGUACUGCAGCGACGGUGACGUAACCGGCAGUGAUGGUACUGAGUACGUGAUCAGCGGCAUGAUCCCGGAUGAGUGGGGCGAUGCGGUGGCGGCGGCGGCGAGCGACAGCAGCCUGCCAUGGGCCAACCUGCGGACUGUACGGCUGUCCAACCAGGCCCUGUACGGCCCCAUCCCGGAGGGCCUGCGAAGCGCCUCCAGUAGCAUCAGCAGCUGGCGCCUGCAGGGCAACACGGAGCUGUGCGGCCCUCUGCCGGAGUUCGCCGCCCCCAUCAACUCGCUGCUCUACCUAGGCACCAAACUCGGCACCCACACCUGGGUCUGGCACGAUCCAGCCGACCACACCCAGGGCGGCGAAUGUCUGGCGCCGCCGCCGCCGCCCUCGCCGCCGUCGCCAAGGCCGCCCCGGCCGCCGCCGCUACCGCCCAGCCCGCCGCCUCCAUUGCUGCCGCCCAGCCCGCCCGUCCCGCCGCCCAGUCCUCCUUCCCCGCCGUCGCCGCCGCCGUCACCACCGGAGCCGCCCAGCCCGCCGCCCCUUCCGCCAUCGCCGCCAUCGCCAACCCCGGUUGCCCGCUGCAUUCAAGUUGGAGGGAUCUGUGACUCGCCGUCUCCGAUGCCACCGUCUCCCAGACCUCCUCAACCGCCCUCUCCGCCACCGCCGCCGCCGCGGCCGCCACCCAGAGCGCCGCGCCCGUCACCGCCCUUCCACCCACCCAGCCCAGAUAGCCCGCCCGCCUCUUCUGUGCCGCCCAGCCCCGAGCCCCCCUCGCCGAAGCCACCCAGCCCGGCGCCGCCCAGCCCGGCGCCGCCCAGCCCCCCGCCCCCCAGCCCCGCACCACCAUCCCCGGCCCCGCCCUCACCAGCACCACCCUCGCCCCAGCCGCCCAGCCCCGUGCCUCCGCAGCCGCCUUCCCCCGUCCCUCCUUCGCCCAAGCCGCCCAGCCCUGCGCCUCCAUCCCCGCCGCUCAUCAGCCCGGUCCAGGGCCUUCUGCUUGGCGGCCCGGGCCUGUGGGCAGCGCUGCUGAGCAUUCCAGACGCUGCCAAUAGCGUGUUUGUGGUGUCGGCCGGUCUUCCCACCUCCGUCGCGCCCUCCACGCCCCCCGAGCUGCUCGCCUCCUUCUGCACCGUCUGCUCCUGCCAGCUCACUGCUACAGCCAUCAGCCUCGUCGGCGGCAGUAGCAGAGGCAACAACACAAACGGCAGUAGCAGCGGAGGUAACUACUACAGCAACGGCGGGGACGCCGCAAUCCAACGCAUCCCCGCCGGCAACUCCACGGAUCGUGGUGGCAGUAGCAGCGGCAGCGGCGGCAGUAGCAGCUGGGGCCCGGGGACGGAGACGGCGGCGGAGUGGGCGGUGGAUGCCGUACAGGACGGCACGUACCAGCUACAGCUGUCGAUCGGCGGGGUGACGUACACUCGUACGGUGGUGGUUGACCGCACGCCGCCGUCCGUGUCUGGCAAUGUGACACUCAGCGCAAAUCGCAUCAAGCAGGAGCCCUCCGCCGUCGGCGAGGCCUCACUCAACGCGCUGGGCUCAAAACAGGCCAUGCUGCUCACCAUCUCCUUCUCAGAGCCCGUGCCCGCCUUCGACCCCGCCGCCUCGCUCAUCGUCACCGGCGCCCUGGUGGCGGAGUGGGUGGCUGCGGCCGACAAGAUGACAUUCUACGUGCUGGCAAUGACACUGCCGGCCGAGCUGGUGGCAACCGCUGCCGGCAGUAGCAGCAGCAGUGGCACUAGCAGGAGUGGGAAUGGGAAUGGAACGGCGGCGGCGGCGGCGGCGGCGGCUCCGCCGCCGCCGGCAGGAACUACCGGCAGGCGGCGCGCGCUACAGCAGCAGGCGGCGGCUCCGCCGCCGCCGGCGAGCGGCAGUAGCAGCAGCCUCAGCGGCGCCGCAACCGCCAACCAACAGCAGCGGCAUGUGCACUUCCUGCUGCCUGCUACAGCCUACGCUGACGCGGCGCGCAACCCGGGUCGCAACGAUCUGUCGUUGUCGGUUGAGCUAACGGACAAUGCGGUUGCGUCGCCGGCGGUUGGCGAGGCCCUGGCCACAACGGCGCGUGUAACCGCCGCCACCUACCCAGCAGUCGCCGCCACAACGACGCUUGUUGCCGCGGCAUCCAGCUCCUUCGCUCAGGCCAUCCGCGCCAAGGGCUCGCUAUUGCAGGGCUCCUACCACAUCCAGAUGCUCACCAUGAGCCUGUACCUGGCCAGUCGGGGGGUGGGGCGCGAGUACGGCGAAUAUGCCGUGGAGUUCAAGUAUGCCGUGCUGGGCGUGAAGGGCAAUCUGGGCCCGGCUGAGGCCGCCAUGCCCACGAACGAAAAGGAGGUCACGGCAGCGGAGCAAGCGCGCCAGGUCGGCGGCGACCUCUGGCCCAUUGGUAACGACCUCCUGGGUGGCAGUAGCAACACCACCGCCAGUGGCAGUAGCAGUGGCAGUAGCAGUAGCAGCAACAGCCCGCCUCGCCGGCCGCCGCCGCCGCCAGCAGCGGGCAGCACCGGCCUGCUCUUCUCCAACGCAGACGCGUCGCCGCCACCGCUGGCUGUAGCAACACCCGCGCUGCCGGCGCCUUUGCCCUCGACUAUAGCAGCAGCAGCCACAGCGGCGCCGCCGCGCCUGCCAAGCCCGCCGCCGCCAGCUGUCGGCAGUAGCACCGGCGUGCUGCCUCGCCGGCACCUCAUGCAGCAGAUGCUACAGCCGCCGGCUGCGGCGGUGGCGGCGCCACCGCCGCCGCCUGCCUCGUCCUCGGCACUGGUGCUACAGCCGUCGCCUCCUCCUCCGCCGCCGCCGUCCCAGCUUCUGAUUCAACAGGCCAGCGCAACCUACGUGUCAGACAUGCAGGACCUGCUGUACACGCUGGUGGUGGCCGCCAUGCUCAUAACCGCCGUAGCCGCCGGCCGCUUGAUCGCUGCCGUACUGUACCGCCUGCUUGUUUCCCCGGAACCCCAUCCCUUCCUGGCCUUCCCCCGCCUCGAGACCACCAUCGCUGGUCUGAUCCUGGUGGCCCUUACAUUCUAUUCCUGCAUGGCGCUAGGCGGGCCCGCCGCCGACUGGCACGGCAGCCGUACUGCGGCGUAUUGCGUUUUAACCAUCGCGGUUGUGCCGUACGCGGCCUUCCUGUGGUGGUUGGCGCUGGCGCGCGCAUGGAUGGUGCCGCAGUUCACGCUUGUGGAGCCCAUGACCACUUCCAGCUACGCCUCGCCCCGCCCCUCCGCCUUUGAGCGAGCCGACCGCACCAGCCCCCGGCCCUCCACCGUCUCCAUCGCCACAGCCGCCGACAUCGGAGGCACCGCGACCGGCGGCGGCGGCGGCGCCGCCAGCGGUGCCUGUGCUGACGUCGGUGCGAUGGCGGCGCCCGCCACGGUGGCGGCGGGAGCCGACGUCCCCUCGGAGGAUGACCGAUACGCCCGCGGCCCGCACUGGAAGCAGUUUGAUGGUGUCCUUCCGCCGACGGUAGCCAGCGGCGUGGGUGGCAGCGGCGGUGGCGUGGUGCCGCUGCCGCCGCUGGUGGCGCUGCCGGGCAGCGGACGCCACCUGCCGCUGCCGCCGCUGCUGCCAGCCGCGGGCGCCGCCACCGCCGCAGGCGGCGGCGCCGCCACCGCGCCCGGCUCGCCACGCGGCGCCGCCGCUGGCGAGGACACGCACCAGUUUGGGCCUCACUGGCGCAAGUUCUCGGUACCAGACGACGGCGCCGCCACCGCCGGCGUUGGCGUUGAUGCAGCCGCUGGCGGCGCUGGCGGCGGCGGCGGCCGUGGGAGCCGCGGCGGCAGCACCGAUGGCGUGCGCUUCGCCAAUGGCACCCGCACGCCCUCUGACGACGGCGCCAAGGGGAGGAGCAGCAGCCAUGGCGGCGGCAACGGCGGCAAUGCCAUGAGUUCCGGCGCCGCCUCAUUCGGUGCCAGCGCCGGCGGUGGCGGCGCCGCCGCCGCCAGCCGCCUCGGAUCCCGCUCCGGCUCGCCUGGAGAUGGGGACUACAAUGCAAUGAGCUCCGGCGCCGCCAUGCGAGGUGGCGGCGCCGGUGCCAGCCGCUUUGGGCCUGCGGGCUCCCGCGCCGGCAGCCCUCCCGAAGGCGCCGGCGGCUACGCUGGCGGCGCCAACGCCAUGUUCGCCGGCACCGCCGGCCGUGCCGGCGCCAUCUCGCCCGCCCACGACGGCAGCAGCCGCCCCGGAUCUGGAUCCAACGAAGGUGGAUCCCGCCAGAUGUCGUACGGAUCCAACAAUGCGAUGACAGCCGGCGCCGUCGGCGUCGGCGGCGGCGUGCGCCGCCCCGCCGGCUCGCUGCGUAACGCCAGCGACGGCGACGCGCCGCCGCCGCUGCCGGCACCGGGCACUGUUCCGCUGCCGUUCGCAAACCUGCUGACGUCAGGCGCCGACGUCCGCUCCCGCCGGGCUCUGAACGCCGAGGCAGUGGCGGCGGCGGCGGCUGGCGGCGGCGGCGGCGGCGGCACGUCGCGUAGCGGCAGCGGAAACAGCAACGGCAGCCGUGCCAUUGGGCUGGCGUCUGUGCCCGGCACGGCCGACCGCCAGAGCUUGAACGUGCUUCCCGAGGAGGCGGCGGCGGUUGCGUCGCAGAUGCCCGGCUUUCAGAAGGAGCAGCUGGUGGCAAGCGGCGGCAGCGGCGGCGGCAGCGUGGCGGGCAGCGUGGUGGGCGGCAGCGUCGGCGGCGCCAGCCGCCGCGUCCUGGCGGCGUCUGCAUCGCGACCUGGCAGCCUCAGCGGCCUCGCCGGCGGCGGCAUCGCCGCUGCCGGCCCCGUCAACGGCGGCGCCGUCAGGCCGCGCGUCGGCGGCAUGUCCCUUGGCGGCGGCGGCGCCGCUGACGUCAAUGAUGCGCCGGGAUCGCCGCGCCAGCCGCGGCCGCGCGUGGGCUCCACCCCCACCAACGUGCCGGCGGCGGUGGCGGCGUCGGCCGGCGCGCCGCGCCCGCCGCGCAUUACGGAGGUGGACGAGAUGGGAAUUGCGGUGGUGUCGGCGGCGGAGGUCGCCGCCACGGCGGCGGCGUCAUCGUCGCCGCCAUCGCCGCCGCUGUCGCCGCCAAUGGCGGGCAAGCGUGGCUUCUUCCUGCCCACGCCGCCGCCGGCCUCCCUGCAGGCGGCGGCGGCUGCCGCGACCGCCGCCGCCAACGCGUCCGCCGCGGCGGCGGAGCGGCAGGCGGCGGGCACGGUAGGCAUGGCGCCGCUGCCGUCGACGGCGUCGGCCAGGGCAGCGGCAGGUGCCGGCGGCGGCGCGUCGCUGCAGCGCUCGCGGACCUCCCUUGCGCCGGCGGCGAGCUCCGAGCCAGUGUACGGCGACGGACUCGGCGGCGCGGCGGGGAUGCUGGCCCGCCGGGCGCGCGUGCGGCGAAUGGUCACGCUGGGUGACGCGGCGUCCCCUGGCGGCGACGGCAGUACUGCUGCGGCGGCGGCGGCCGACCGACGCGGACUGCGCUUCGGCUCUGUCCCCGUCGCGACGCCCAGCGCCGACGCGGCGGCGGCGGAGGCCAAAGCGCAGGCGGCCGCCGCCGCCGCCGCAGCGGCGGCGGCGAAGCCGCCGCAGAAGCAGGCCCGCAGCAACGGCUGGCUGAACAACGACGCCGGCGGCUCUGCCGCCGCUGGUCCCGUGGCGGAGGCGACGGAGGAAGACCCCGCUGCCGCCGGCGGCGGCGCUGCCGCCGGCGCCGCCGGUGCCUGGCGGACCCGCUACGCCUCGCAGCUUGCCGCCGCCGGUGGCGCCGCCACUGAUACAACCGACAGCGACGGCGAGGGCACGCAGCCAUGGAACCGAGACUCCUUCCGUCGCCGUGAUCGCGACGCCGCCGCCGCUGCGGCGGCGCGCCGCCGUGGCAAGGCGCCGCUGCCGCCAGGCGCCGACCCGCACCAGUUCUCUGGCGGCGCCGCCAUCAUCAGCACUGCCGCCGGCGAAGACCUCUUCGUUCUGCCCGACGCUGAUGCCGACGCCGCCGCCAGGCGCAAGUUCUCCUCUCACGAGGACAUCGUGUUGCAGACCGACGGCGGUGGCGGCGCCGCCGCCGCUGGCGGCGGCGGGCGGCGCUCGGUGGCGUUGGUCACGGGCUACCGCUACAGCCGCGGCUACGGCCGCGACGGCGGUGGCGGCUGCAGCCGGCUGCUACUGCCGAGCCCGCGGCUGAUGGCCAUGUUCGAGUUCCUGUUUGAGGACAUGUUGGGGUCCGAGCCCGAGCAGCAGCUGACACGCGCCCAGCGGCCGGCUCGCCUGGUGGCCACCGCCCUCAACUUCACGCACAAGGCGGGCUGCGCGGCUGCGCUGGGGUACUGGGGGCUUCGGGAGCAGAGCUGGGCGCAGCUGGGCACACUGCUGGGGCUGCAGGUGGUUAUGCUGGUGUACCUGCUGGCGGUUUGGCCGUACGCCGAAUGGCAGUUGGCGGCGAUGGAGGUUGUGUGCCACGCCGCCGAGCUCGGCAUCUUUGUGGCCGCCACGGCGGUUGCCAACCGCUUCGUACACAGCAGCGCCGCCACCUUCGCCAUGAUAGCCCUGUUCUUCCUCACGCUGGCCGCCGUACUGUUGUACGAGGUACGGCGGUUGUACCUGCUCCUCAAAGAGGUGUGGGCCGUACUCCGUACCAAGAUCGCGUCAUGCCGUGGCAGCGGCGCUGGCAGUGGUGGCGGCGGUGACGGCGGCGGCGGCUGCUUCGGUCGUUUCGGCGGCCGUGGUGGCGGCGCCGCCGCGGCUCAGGAACAGGGCGGAAAGAACGCGUUUGCGGACGUGCAUCCCCCAGCAGCCAUCCUGUCAGCGCCACAGCCGGUGCUACUGCCGCAGCUUCAGGCUGCUGCUACUGCCGCCGGUGGCGACGCUGCUGCAGCCGUGGCGUCAGGCCCAAUGGGUGGCAUGGAGGCGGCGGCGGCGGCGGCGGCGGCGCAAACGCGGCACCCGUCUGUUGGCAAUGCUACAACCGGCGCACCGGCUUCUGCUACUGCCGCCCCCGCGGCUUCUGCUACUGCCGCCCCCGCGGCUUCUGCUACUUCCGCCACUGCGGCUGCUGUUGCUGCUACUGCUACCCACGCGCAGGCUGCUACAGUGGGGGGCCGGGCAUCCACCAGCAACGUGUGAGGGGAAGAGGGAGAUGGGGUUAGGAGCACGACGCGACACGGUGUGUUUUGUGGCAUGAGAGGCAUGCAGAGUGGUCGCACCUGUUUCCCGCGCACAUUCGUAUCCUGGCACGACUUUUAGGACCGACUUGUUUUGGACGCAUGUACGCCCACACACUCACGCGACACGUACAUAACAUUUACCACACGUUUCUUUAACAAAACUUGCAACACAGCUAAGCACGGCCUGACACGAUUUAAUAAGGCCUAAAGGCUGUAGCUCCUGAGAUGGAGUGAGCGGCCGCGGCAUAAGUUGUGUUGGAGAGGCAUGGCCGACCGACCAACCUUGGCAUGCAUGGGAGUCAUGAUGCUCCCUCCUGACAGGUUUCGGUCAGUCGCGCCACCCAGAUUGACGUUUGACAACCCAGUUUGGGACGUGAUGUGCCUGCAAUCGUAUUCAUCCCUGCUGAGAGUGAUGGUGUCUUCUUCUGAUUGGAAUGUGGGCUCCUGUGUGCGCGUUAAGGAUCGGUGAUUGCCGUGCUCUUCAUGUGGGGCGGGGAGAGAUGCCGCACGCUGUGAGAGGCUGGCCUGUUGUGUUUCGAGUCCUGGCGGCGGUGACUGGCAUGAAAACCAUGUUGGAGAAUGGAGAUCUUGUACUGGUUCACUACAUGGCUGCGCGCUAUGUUUAACGUCCACUUAUCCG
Messenger RNA from Chlamydomonas reinhardtii, 8977 nucleotides. RefSeq lists its product as uncharacterized. The coding region runs from base 266 to 8296 and encodes 2676 amino acids. The transcript has 17 exons. Lineage: Eukaryota; Viridiplantae; Chlorophyta; Chlorophyceae; Chlamydomonadales; Chlamydomonadaceae. The record is from RefSeq and is a predicted model, not a curated record.